This is a messenger RNA of Calypte anna (Anna's hummingbird), 3337 nucleotides long. RefSeq names its product kelch like family member 34 (gene KLHL34). The coding region runs from base 725 to 2512 and encodes 595 amino acids. Gene Ontology annotation, molecular function: protein binding. The record is from RefSeq and is a predicted model, not a curated record. Lineage: Eukaryota; Metazoa; Chordata; Aves; Apodiformes; Trochilidae. The transcript has 2 exons.
GGGUGUCCGUCCGCACGGUCCCUUGGCCCCCCUGUGCACCCAACCAGGGUCGGGUCCUGGGCAGGGUGGAUGAGGGGAUGUGCCCGUGGCUAUUCUGGUAGCUGUGAGUUAUGGCAGCGUCAUGUGAAGAAAAGAGCCCAGAAAUGCAUGUCAAAUCGAACCAGUGACUAAUCAUGAUAUUUUGGUUGUCUUAAUGCCUGCUGGGCAAAGAUUACGGGCUUAGAAAAUCUUCAUGUUAUAAUCCCCGGGUGCUGGUUUGAUCUUCAGCAGAGGCUUCGUAAGAGAGUGUGAAAAGAGGAUGAAAAGGGGGCUGCUGCCCCAGAGGCAACAAGGUCUAACCUUAUCCGAGCUUGCAAUACAAACAAGAGAGGAGAAAAUCCAGUGCUUCCUUCUCAUCUGUGCCUGCUCAGAGCUAUGCACUGGCAGCCAGAGAGGAUCUAUUUGAUCUGCCUGCAGAGCAAGAAGGAUCGAGGGCGGCGGCUGAGCAGACACAAAGUUUCCCUUGUUGGGAUUGUCAUCUAGCUCCCUCAUCUGUCACCUGAUGGCCAGCCAAGCAAGUGCUCAGCACAACCAGGGACCAUUCAUCCUUGCACAAGCAACCGAGACGAGAAAAUUGGAGAUCUGCUGGGCAUUCAAGCAAUGACCAUUGAGGAAGGCAGGUGUUUCAAUAUCUAAUUGCAUUUUAGCUUUAAUAACUCAAGGGGAAAACGUUGCAUUGCCUACCAUGAGCUAUUUCCUCUCCUACUGCAAAGCACACUGCACUGCUGUUCUCGCCCAAUACCAGAGCCUGAGAUCUGAGGGCUUUCUGUGUGAUAUUUUGCUGAAAGUGAAGGAAAACGAGUUUCCUGCACACAAGUCCUUGUUGGCAUGCUCCAGUGACUAUUUCCGAGCCAUGUUCAAAAAUUAUACACAAGAAUCUAAAGCCAGUGUAAUUCACCUGCAAGUUGUGUCACCCACCGGUCUCCAGCACAUCCUGGAUUUCAUUUACACAUCUUUGUUGCCCCUUUCCUUUGAAAGCCUGGAAGAUACCUUGGAAGCUGCAAGCUACUUGCAAGUGACUGAUGCCAUUGGCUUGUGCGAUCAGUAUUUAGUUAACAAUCUUGCUCUGGAAAACUGCUGCUUCUCUGCUAACGUGUCCAGGAAGUUCUACCUGCCAGACACCUUAGCAGCAACAGAAAAAUACAUUGUCAAUAAUCUCUGGAAGCUGCUGGACUUGGAUUUGUCAGGACUGCUCGAUCUGAAUUUCAGUUCUUUGCUAGAAGUUGUUAAAUCACCAGAUCUCCCUAUGGUGAAAGAACCUUGCCUGCUGAAUCUUGUGUUGCUGUGGCUGAAGCAGGAUAAAUCCAGGCUGGCUCACACAAGCAGCCUUUUAGAGCACAUAAGGUACGGCCUCAUCCCAGUGGAAGAUCUGAGAAAAACCUACACACAGUCAGAAGUGCCCCUCUCAGCAAGUAUUAAGUGCUUGAUCAUUAAAGCAAUUAAUUACCAUACAUCUCUUUUCAAACAGCCCGUCCUGCAGGAUAAAUCCACCACUCUGAGGAACCAGAAAACCCGGAUCAUUCUGCUUGGGGGAGGGACAGCAAGUGAGGGGCUUACUACUGAUGUGGUGGCCUUUGAUGUUUACAAUCACAAGUGGCGAGCUCUCACGCAGAUGCAGGACAGGGUGCAGAACCACAGUGUGUGCGUGGUGGGGAAUUUCCUCUAUGUCUUGGGGGGGGAAAUAGAAAGCAGUGCCCUGGGUGACACUAAAACCAGGAAGAUCUUAUCGGUUACGAACAAGGUCCAUCGGUAUGACCCACGAUUUAACACGUGGACCCAGAUCACGGGCAUGCUGGAAAAGAGAUGCCAGUUUUCCUGCUGUGUCCUGGGCAAGGAUAUCUUUGCCAUUGGUGGAAAGGGUGAGGAUGGGUUGCUGCAUUCGUCUGUGGAAGUCUACAACAUCAGCAGAGACAGAUGGACGAAGGCUAGGGAAUUGCCAUGCAAGAUACAUGGGCAUGCCAGUGCCAUUUGCAAGAAUACUAUAUACAUCUCGGGUGGGAAGUACUCAGACCCAGCCAACACGAGCAAGGACUUAUAUUCUCUGAGCUCACCUGAAGGGCAGUGGAAGGAACAAGCCCCCAUGAGCAUUGCUCGGUUUGGGCAUCAGAUGGCAACUAUCAGAGAUGCCAUAUUCACCUUUUUAGGAUUAUAUGAACCGUUCUCUGAAAUAGAAAGAUAUGACCCUGAUCAAAACCAAUGGACUCGGCUGAGGCCAUUGAUCUAUGAUCGAUUUUGCUAUGGCCUGGCAGUGAUAGAGGAAACAGCUCUUCUGAUCGGAGGAAAGAAAUGGCAAAACUCACAGGAAGUCCCCACACAAGAUGUGGUUGGCUAUGACAUUGACAACGAUGGCUGGGAACAGAUCUGCAAAGCCCCCUUGCCUUGGUGUGGGCUGCAGUGUGCAGUGCUGGAGCUCUCUGAACUGGCUGAUGAGCAGGAUGGCGACAGUCAGCAGAAAAGACCCCCAAACUGCUGAGCUCACACGCCAUGGAAUCAGCAUCCCAGGAGAUGAGCCAGCCAGGGUGCUUCUGGAGAAGAAGAAGAAAAUUGCAAUGGCACUGAACGUGACAGGGUGGAGGCUUUGCUUCGAUGGGCCACAUGCUUGGGAGAAACAAGCAAGAAAGUCUGUCGCCAGCAUGGGAAAAGGUGCUGGGAUCUAUAAAGCUGGAAGCUGAUCUCACCAAGGGAAGAUCUAGCAAGCAAGCACCACGUUUAGAGGUGACAAGCAAGAGUCAUAAUCCCUGACUUUUGAAGAAUAACACCUGGAUAGCAAUUAAGAGGUGUUGCAAGCCAAAUUUUUCAAAGGUUAAAAAAUAUAAACCAUCUUUUCUGUUUCCUUAAUCAGAAGUAAUUUUCCCAGCUGUUAAGUGCUAUUGAAUUUUUACGCUAUGGCUUAGAAAAAUGAAAGUGACCUGUAUAAAGACUAGAAAAUUGAUGCCUAUGAGAACUAAUAACAAGUACUGCCAAGGAAAAGGUAUUAUUUGAUAUCCUGCAUACUGGGCAGGAAUGCCUUAGCUAACCAGCAUGAAAUUACUGGACAGAAAGCAUGGAUUUUUUUGAUAUGAAGACUCAGUCAUGGCCAGAAAUUAAAACAGUGACUGUUUGAUAGGAGCCAUUUCUCUCUGAGAGACCUUUGUUGUAGCAUGCCUUUCAAAAGCUUGUUUUGCAUUAUUUUAAAUGCACACACUAAGGUACAGUACGUUUCUUCUUCAUCCAAACCUUGUGUUAGUUUAGACAUCCAGAGCUGAAGGGGUAUAUUUCUUAUUUGAUUCUAGGAAAUAAAUUACAGGAGUUAUUGUAA